GCUGAUGUUGAUUGUUUUGUUGAAUUUUCUUAUCGCGUACGGGUUUUUCGUUUCGAUUUAUUUGCUUCGUCCUGACAUCACGAGUUUCUUAUCAGUCACUACUAUCGCCAAAAAGGUAGAAGUGCGCCUAACUGAUAGCAUUACGAACGGAGUGUGCGCAGGCAGCUGAGCCGUGAACGGGCAUUCAAUUUAGUGAAAUCAGUACGUGUUCGAAGAGUGGAAAUGGUUCUUCCAUUAGAAGCAUCAGGUACAAUAUGCGAUAAAUGGCACAAAUAAAACUAGAACCAGUGGAAAUCGACGAUCGGACUAGUGGAAUUGUAACUGCAGCGGUAUCUAUCAUUGAUAUAGGUUUCAGUAGUCCCGCGCUACUGAUGAUGGAAAAUUCCACGAACUCAUCUUGCGUCAUGGGACAGCAAGAUUUGAUGAUUGAUAACGCAGAUGGAGUAGCUAAAGCAAAUGAAAAUGAAAGGAAGCAGCAAGAGCAGCCACAGGAAAAUGAUGGCAAGUUGGCGAUUAUGCCUACGGAGGAAGAUCCGCUGCUGCAGGAAACAAUUAAUGCACUAAUGAACGGAACGGGUGGCAUUGAAGCUGUUAGUGCGACAGGUGUUUCUGAAGGAAUAGAAAGUGAGCGUAAUUACGAAUGUAACUAUUGUGGAAAACUGUUUACUCGAUCGAAUACUCUUUCUUAUCACCUCAAAGUUCACACUGAUGAAAGACCUUACAAGUGUGGAAGUUGUGACAAAGCAUUCCGAGAACAGUACCGAUUAACCAAGCAUCAGCGAACGCAUACUAAGGAUCAACCAGGAAAUGGACAGCAGGAUCAGGAAACGGAACAUUCACAAGAUUCGAGCUUCCAGUCGACAUCAGGCAGAACUGGCGAGGAUGAAGACUAUGCUACAGGCGAUAGUGAACGAUUUUUCAAGAGUUAUGAACUUCAGGAAGGAACCGCCGUAAUGAAAUUGGAACCAGAUAUUUCUCUAACCGUAGAUGGAACCUCGACUAACCCGUCAACUCAGGCGUCGUCGGAAAACGACGUUCGCUAUCAAAUAAUUGAGGAACGUAUCAAAUCACUUCAACGGGAAGUGCACCUGGUAAACCAAAACCUCAACCGAGUUGAAACGAAACUGGACGGACUUACCAAAAUAAUUGCAAUUUUUAUAAACAAAUUUGAUGAUGCGGAGCCGUCACAGUCCAGUUCCUCUAGCAACGCUAAUGCUGCUAUCCCCAUUCCGCUAGUAACGAUGCCGAUGGAAAAUCUACCAACGGUUCAAGCACAAGCCGUACCCUUAUCCAUGGGCCACCUCUCACAGCUUCCAACGCCUCACCAACCUAUUCAAAUAAUAACCCAUCCAGCGCCAAUCGCAGCGGUACAAGUGCAGUCAACACCAAAAACACAAAUGCCGCAGCCCUUUGAAAACGGCACUUCCAACAACAAUAACAACAGCAAUGUUAAUACGUUUAUCAGCACCGGCUGUGGUUCCGGUGUCAGUUCCCUAGUUAGUGGAAAUGAUACAUUCCCUGAGGUACCGGAACUGCCGAUCCGAACGGUAAACGAUUUUCUAGACCUCAACGAUCACUGUACUGAUAAUGAGCAGUUCCUGCUGCAUAUGAUGAUCCGGCUUCAUCAGGAGGUGGAUAGUUCUCAGCCCCAUCAGCGCAAUGUGAAGAAAAUGAUGGAAGCGCUGGUAACCUACGAGGUGCUGUGUCAGUUCAGUUGGAGCGGCAAAUCAGCCAUCAAUGGGCAAUACACAAAGUAUGUCUUCGGGAAUAGCGUGGGUAUUAUCGAUCUGCUCACCAAAACACUGAAUUUGGGUAAAAGCGAUGAAGAGGCGGAGGCUAACCGGAAGCCAAUUUUCACCGCUAUCCAAAGCUUCAUCAAGCACUCGCGGCAAAACAUGCUGCGCGACAGCAGGAAGCGUCGUGAAUCGGGUGGCACGUAUCCUUCAGCACUGGUUAGCACUAUCGAACGGCAGAUUAAGCAGAUCAAGGCGGAAAAAUUGGAUAUUUUCAAUCAGUUCUAAGAAAAUUUAGUGAUUUUCACAUCAGGAUUAAUUAUUUUUUUAUUAAUCGCAAAGGGACAUCAAUUUUACAAAAGUGCUAUAUCGGCUAAGCUGUACGUGCGCCGAACGAUUGUGAAAUAAAUAACUAGGCACUAACAACUACUUUAAUCUAUAGGCACGGAACAGUGUGCAAAACAUACAUCCAUAGUAAUAAACGUUCAACCUUUUUGUCCUAAA
Messenger RNA from Topomyia yanbarensis, 2237 nucleotides. RefSeq lists its product as uncharacterized. Gene Ontology annotation, molecular function: RNA polymerase II cis-regulatory region sequence-specific DNA binding; DNA-binding transcription factor activity, RNA polymerase II-specific. The transcript is spliced from 3 exons. Gene Ontology annotation, biological process: regulation of transcription by RNA polymerase II. The record is from RefSeq and is a predicted model, not a curated record. Gene Ontology annotation, cellular component: nucleus. Lineage: Eukaryota; Metazoa; Arthropoda; Insecta; Diptera; Culicidae. The coding region runs from base 264 to 2021 and encodes 585 amino acids.